AUGGCAGCAAACGAUUCGACCUCUUCACUGAGCAUGUCGACAACACACAUAGUGAGCCUGCUACAAUGGCGACGGGAACAGACCCGGCAACACGAUUACGAUCCGACCUCUUCACUGAGCAUGUCGACAACACACAUAGUGAGCCUGCUACCAAAUGGCAUUCACCACAUUCAAAUUCUUAUCACCUACCUUCCUACCAAACCCUACGAAUCGACAAGGAGAUGGAACGGAGGAUGGAUUCUUGAUGGCAAGAGCAUGGGAGACACAGGGCAAAUCUACAGUGAAGCUCCCAGGCCAGGCUGCCAAAAGGUGUUAGAGGUGAAUACAUGCGUUGGAUUUUCUUCAAUUCUAUCGAAGGACUAUGGCAAGAAGACUAAGCAAGGAGAAGAACUCGGAGAAUCUUGCUGGCACGCAGGCAAGAUGUGGCCAAUAUCUUCAGGAUCUCUGAAGGACAUGGCAGGCAUGGAUGGCACAGUCAAGACCAGCAUGCGAUCCGGCAAUACCGCUACACCUCGGCAAAUCUUCUCCAGUCAAGGCCUGCAGGGACUAUGGAUGUUUGGAGACACAGGGCAAGCAAUGGGCGUGCAUCUCCGGUCUACCAGCCAUGGGGGCCAUGGCUAUUGA
Letharia columbiana is the source of this 624-nucleotide messenger RNA. RefSeq lists its product as uncharacterized. NCBI's taxonomy places the organism in Eukaryota, Fungi, Ascomycota, Lecanoromycetes, Lecanorales, Parmeliaceae. The record is from RefSeq and is a predicted model, not a curated record. The transcript has a single exon. Bases 1 to 624 code for a protein of 207 amino acids.